Helobdella robusta is the source of this 591-nucleotide messenger RNA. RefSeq lists its product as hypothetical. The transcript is spliced from 4 exons. NCBI's taxonomy places the organism in Eukaryota, Metazoa, Annelida, Clitellata, Rhynchobdellida, Glossiphoniidae. Gene Ontology annotation, molecular function: calcium ion binding. Gene Ontology annotation, cellular component: plasma membrane. Gene Ontology annotation, biological process: homophilic cell-cell adhesion. The annotation marks the transcript as partial. The record is from RefSeq and is a predicted model, not a curated record.
AGCAAUGCUCUCGAUAGGGAGGUCCAGGAUGUCUAUUACGUCACCGUGCUGGCCAGAGACAAGGGCAGUCCGCCCAUGUCCUGUGACGCCACAGUAACCAUAUACAUCGACGAUAUCAACGAUCACUCGCCGAGAUUCACCCAAAAAGUUUACGCUACAAAAAUUUCCGAAAGCGUUGCUAAGGGCGAGGCCGUUGCUAGGGUCGUGGCCGUUGACAACGACGUUGGCUUCAAUGCCAAGUUGACCUUUUCCCUGGCCGAGUCGAACCGGCAACACUUCUACAUCGUCAGCGACGACUUCAUGAAUGAUACUGGUGUUGGCGUGGUCAGUGUGGGCGGAAUUUUAGACAGAGAGGCCGUACCGUCUCAUAGGCUCCAUAUAUUAGCAAUCGACGAAGGAACGCCUCGGCUAACGGGUACUGGCACACUAAUUAUAAACCUCCUAGACGUCAACGAUAACGCGCCAACGUUAGCCAACCAGCACAUCCCUAUUAUCCUUUACGAGAACCAAUUCCCUAAUCGUCCGGUGUCAGAAGUCAGUGCCCAUGACCGCGAUACCCUAACGAAUGGACCUCCCUUUGAGUUCUGGGUA